GAUCGUAGUUUUGUCAGGCGGUUCAGCGCAUAAUCGCACAAUAAUGCAUUCUCCACUCUGUGUGUCAAUCCUCGUGAAGAUUUUUAUGAUUUCCGCAAGAGCAUCAGCCCUCAACCUCGAAGGGGAACUUUUCAAGGACUUAAUGAAAGGGUACAACAAGAACGUGCGGCCCGUGGAGAAUACUGGGGAUGUCACUCAGGUGGGCAUUAAAAUGACCCUUACCAACCUCAUCUCCCUGAAUGAAAAGGAGGAAGUCCUGACGACUAGUGUUUGGAUCGAAAUGAAAUGGUGCGACUACAGGCUCAGGUGGGACAGACUGCCCAGGUCAUCUUUAUAUAAGAACAUCACGUCGCAGCUACGUGUCCCCUCCAAACAUAUCUGGCUUCCCGACAUUAUCCUGGAGAACAAUGUUGAUGGACAAUUCGAAGUAGCUCUGUACUGCAACGCGCUGGUGUCUCCUGACGGCUGCGUGUACUGGUUGCCUCCCGCUAUCUACCGCAGCGCCUGUGCCAUCACUGUCAACUAUUUCCCCUUCGACUGGCAGAAUUGUACCAUGGUGUUCCGCUCCCAGACCUACAGUGCCAAUGAGAUUGAACUUGUUCUGAAAAAGGAGGAAAACCAAACUCUGGAGUGGGUUGAUAUUGACCCCGAGGCUUUUACAGAAAAUGGAGAAUGGGUCAUUAAACACAGGCCAGCGAAGAAGGUGAUUAACAACCAGUACACCAAGGAUGACCUGGAAUACCAAGAGUUGGUCUAUUUCCUCAUCAUCCAGAGAAAGCCCCUCUUCUACAUCAUCAACAUCAUCGUUCCUUGCGUGCUCUUUUCUUCUCUCUGCCUGCUGGUUUAUUACCUACCCGCCAAAGCCGGUGGUCAGAAAUGUACCAUGUCUAUUGCCACUCUUCUUGGCCAAACUGUGUUCCUCCUCCUCAUUGCCAGAAAGGUUCCGGAGACAUCCAAGGCGGUUCCUCUUAUUGUAAAGUAUCUCAUGUUCGUGAUGUCUGUGACAACCAUGGUGGUGAUGAACUGUGUGAUCAAUCUCAAUGUCUCCCUGAGAACUCCAAACACUCACGUGAUGUCGGACAAAGUCAGAAAGAUAUUUCUGAACGUUCUGCCUCAGCUGCUGAGGAUGCACAUGCAGCCCUGGAUGCCAGAUCACGACACCUCCGCUAAAACCGUCAAUGGUGACACUCAAGUCAACGAUAGCAACAAAGUACACCUGGUCCCAUGCCGGCGCCACAGCUCGAUGAUGUUGAUUAAUAAGGCGGAGGAAUAUAAACUGAAAACAGCUCGGACUGAACUCAUGUUUGCCCGACUCAGAGAGAGAAACGGACUUAUGAAGUCAGUGUUUGAGACGUUGAACAAAGGCCUCGAAGGGGUAACGGCAGAGCAACUGAGUGUGAGCCUGGCCAAAGCUGCCCCUGAACUCAAGCAAUGUGUCACUUCGUGUACACAAAUCGCUGAGAUGACAAAACAGGACAACAACUUUCAAAACGAGAAUGAAGAGUGGAUUCGGGUUGCUCGGGUCAUUGACAGGGUCUGCUUCAUUUUCAUGGCUCUGCUCUUUUUUGUCGGGACCAUUGCGAUCUUCCUGUUGGGCCACUUCAACCAGCCUCCUUCUCAUCCCUUCUUGGGGGAUCCCAAGAAGUACCUUCCCAUAACCAACAAUCUCACGGAGGUACUCGAUACCAGGCCGUGAG
Molecule: messenger RNA, 1697 nt
Organism: Syngnathoides biaculeatus (alligator pipefish)
Lineage: Eukaryota; Metazoa; Chordata; Actinopteri; Syngnathiformes; Syngnathidae
Gene: chrng
Product: cholinergic receptor, nicotinic, gamma
Exons: 12
Coding region: 44-1696 (550 amino acids)
Biological process (GO): signal transduction; regulation of membrane potential; monoatomic ion transmembrane transport
Cellular component (GO): postsynaptic membrane; neuron projection; synapse
Molecular function (GO): transmembrane signaling receptor activity; acetylcholine-gated monoatomic cation-selective channel activity
Source: RefSeq, a predicted model, not a curated record